Molecule: messenger RNA, 2095 nt
Organism: Cricetulus griseus (Chinese hamster)
Lineage: Eukaryota; Metazoa; Chordata; Mammalia; Rodentia; Cricetidae
Source: RefSeq, a predicted model, not a curated record
UUGGCAAGUUGAGGGGAGAGCCCCCGGAGUCCGGAGAGGGCUGGGCUCCUUGCCCCUCAUUCGCUCGCCGCUGUUCUCUGCUACUGGGAGUGAAAGCCUAUCGAAACCGACCGAGGCCUCGGGAUCCCACCCGAGACCCAGCCGCAGAGCUCGGUACCUCUUGCUAUCCCCACGGAGAACCCCGGAGCCCUCGCUGGGCAGGGGAGGGAGGGCGAGACAGAGGCAUGGCGAGGUUCUCGAGGGCUGAUCUGGCUGCCGCAGGAGUUAUGUUACUUUGUCACUUUUUAACCGACCGAUUCCAGUUGGCCCACGGGGAGCCUGGACAUCAAAUCACUGAUUGGAAGUAUGAUAUUUCAAAGACCUUUCCUCGAGGAGAAGAUGGGGUGGAUGUGGACUCACAAGCAUACAGCCACAGGUGGAAAAGAAAUUUGGACCCUUUUAAGGCAGUAGACACAAACAGAGCCAGUAUGGGACAAGACUCACCAGAGUCCAGAGGUUUCACUGACCUACUACUGGAUGAUGGGCAGGACAAUACCACCCAGAUUGAGGAGGACACAGAUCACAAUUACUACAUAUCUCGGAUAUAUGGCCCAACGGAUUCUGCCAGCCGAGAUCUGUGGGUGAACAUAGACCAAAUGGAGAAAGACAAAGUGAAGAUUCAUGGGAUCCUGUCCAAUACUCAUCGUCAAGCAGCCAGAGUGAAUCUGUCCUUCGAUUUUCCAUUUUAUGGUCAUUUCCUACGUGAAAUCACUGUGGCUACUGGAGGUUUCAUAUACACUGGAGAAGUUGUACAUCGAAUGCUAACAGCCACACAGUAUAUAGCACCUUUAAUGGCAAAUUUUGAUCCCAGUGUAUCCAGAAAUUCAACCGUCAGAUACUUUGAUAAUGGCACAGCACUUGUUGUCCAGUGGGACCAUGUGCACCUGCAGGAUAAUUAUAACCUUGGAAGCUUCACAUUCCAGGCAACACUCCUCAUGGAUGGACGGAUCAUCUUUGGCUACAAAGAAAUACCUGUCUUGGUCACACAGAUAAGUUCCACCAACCAUCCAGUGAAAGUCGGGCUGUCUGAUGCAUUUGUCGUUGUCCACAGGAUCCAGCAAAUCCCCAAUGUUCGAAGAAGAACAAUUUAUGAAUAUCACCGAGUAGAACUUCAAAUGUCAAAAAUUACCAACAUUUCAGCUGUGGAGAUGACCCCACUCCCCACAUGUCUCCAGUUCAAUAGCUGUGGUACUUGUGUAUCCUCUCAGAUUGGCUUCAACUGCAGUUGGUGUAGUAAACUUCAAAGAUGCUCCAGUGGAUUCGAUCGCCAUCGGCAGGACUGGGUGGAUAGUGGAUGUCCAGAGGAAGUACAGUCAAAAGAGAAGAUAUGUGAGGGCACAGAACCAGCAGAGACUUCUCAAACCACCACGACCUCACACACAACCACCAUGCAAUUCAGGGUCCUGACCACCACCAGGAGAGCCGUGACGUCACAGCUGCCCACCAGCCUGCCCACAGAAGAUGACACAAAGAUAGCACUACAUCUCAAAGACAAUGGAGCCUCCACAGAUGACAGUGCAGCUGAGAAGAAAGGAGGAACCCUCCAUGCCGGCCUCAUCGUUGGAAUCCUCAUCCUGGUCCUCAUUAUAGCAGCGGCCAUCCUGGUGACAGUUUAUAUGUAUCACCACCCAACAUCAGCAGCCAGCAUCUUCUUCAUUGAGAGACGCCCAAGCAGAUGGCCAGCAAUGAAGUUUCGAAGAGGAUCAGGACAUCCUGCUUAUGCAGAAGUGGAACCAGUUGGAGAGAAAGAAGGUUUUAUUGUAUCAGAGCAGUGCUAAAGUUUAGGACAGAGCAGCACCAGUACUGGCUUACAGGUGUUAAGACUAAACUUCGCUUAUACCUUUAAAACAGACAGACACACACCCACAGCCACACACAAAGGAGCCCUAAACUGCUGUAGCCAGAAGGGAGACAAGAUUUCUGGAUGAGCCCAGCACAGGAACAUUGAAAAGAAAACUCAGACUUGUACAAGACACCAUGUACACUGAAUAUAAAAUUCCCUAGUGGAAUGACAUCCAUGGUUCAUGAGGAACAUCUCCUGUGGACUUGCCAGACG